CUCGUCACUCUCGCUGUGAUCUCGUCGCAUCUCUUUUCAGUCUUUCAUCCACCUGGCUCGUCGUGAAACCAUGCCCACUCACUCACAGGGGAAAAGCACGGGGCCAGCAACGCGCAGCCGCUGACGUGACAACGGCAGGUACCGAGUAACGUCGAGAAGAGAGAAGAAAAAUCCCGUAACCACCACAGUGACCUCGACGAAGUCACGCUCUGAUACGCAAGACCACACGCGCGCAAAAGGGAGAGCGGUUUACGCGCGGCAGAUGCGUCCCUAUCCCCGUUGAGAUGAUGGCUCUGUGGACGCUCUUCUGCAUCCUCGCCGUUGUGAAAAGCAUUCAUGGAGCAGAUACAGAAGAGAGACUGGUCGAACAUCUUCUUAAUCCGGCACACUACAAUAAACUGAUCAGACCGGCAACCAAUGGCUCUGAAUUGGUGACAGUGCAACUCAUGGUCUCAUUGGCCCAGCUCAUCAGUGUGCACGAGAGAGAGCAGAUCAUGACCACUAACGUCUGGCUUACACAGGAGUGGCAGGACUACAGGCUUACAUGGAACCCAGAUGAGUUCGAUGGCAUGAAGAAGGUCCGUCUUCCUUCCAAACAUAUUUGGUUACCUGAUGUUGUCCUUUACAACAACGCCGAUGGGAUGUACGAGGUCUCCUUCUAUUCCAACGCUGUCGUCUCCUAUGAUGGAAGUGUCUUCUGGUUGCCACCUGCCAUCUAUAAGAGUGCCUGUAAAAUCGAGGUGAAGCACUUCCCAUUCGACCAACAAAACUGCACGCUAAGCUUCCGCUCGUGGACGUACGACCGUACGGAAGUGGACCUGGUUCUCCGUGCCGAUGUGGCUAGCAUGGACGAUUUCACACCCAGCGGAGAAUGGGACAUCAUCGCCCUUCCGGGCCGUCGGAACGAGAACCCCUCUGACCCGACCUACGUAGAUAUCACCUACGACUUCAUCAUCCGUCGCAAACCCCUCUUCUACACCAUCAACCUCAUCAUUCCUUGCGUGCUCAUCACUUCGCUGGCCAUUUUGGUGUUCUACCUGCCGUCGGACUGUGGGGAGAAGAUGACUCUUUGUAUUUCCGUGCUCCUGGCUCUCACUGUGUUCCUGCUUCUUAUAUCCAAAAUCGUGCCGCCUACAUCCCUGGACGUCCCUUUGGUUGGGAAGUACCUGAUGUUCACUAUGGUGCUCGUGACUUUUUCUAUAGUGACGAGCGUGUGCGUGUUGAAUGUGCAUCACCGGUCGCCCACCACACACACCAUGCCGCCAUGGGUGAAGCUUGUGUUCCUCAACAAGCUCCCCGCGUUGCUCUUCAUGCGGCAACCGUGCAACAGCAGCGAGCGGCAACGCCUGCGCCAGCGCCGCCAUGCCAAUGAACAGCAGGAAGGUGGCCGAGGGGGUUUGGCUGCAGGGCUUAUGGCGGGGUUGGGCUUGGCUGGCUCUUCGUCAAACAGUAAAGAAAACAAUGAGGCAUGCACUUGCUACGUGAACCGAGCCUCAGUGAAACAGUUUGGGGCUGAGUUGGGUGGAGGGGGAAGUGGGGGGUCGACGGAUGGACUAAACGGGUUGAGGGAAGGGGGCAGAGAGGCCAGGGAAGGAGGUUCCAAUCCAUUGCAGAGCUCUGCUGUGCCUCGAGGGAAACAGCAGCCACCUACUGUCCUCACACAGGCCCUGCUGGCCCAGGCCUGCCCAGGGUUCGAGGAGGCUGUGGAUGGAGUCCGUUUCAUUGCAAACCACAUGAAGAGUGAGGAUGAUGACCGUAGUGUGAGCGAGGACUGGAAGUACGUCGCUAUGGUGAUCGAUCGGCUGUUCCUUUGGAUCUUUGUGUUUGUGUGUGUCUUUGGCACGGUCGGAAUGUUCCUUCAACCUCUGUUCCAAAACUACACAGUUAAAACUAUCACCCACACACCUGGCUGACUAUUCACCAACAGACGCUACCCACCAUCAGCUGCAACAGGAGGGCGAAGGGAAAAGGGGCGGUCUGCCCAAGAGGAGGGGAACUGUAACAUGUCAACGUGUCACUCUGGACUAAUAUUAGGUUUAUACCAACCUCGUUUGGAAUAUACUGUAACAGCACAAACACACAGUGGGGAUUUGGUCCAGUAUUCUCAUGCAGGACGUCCGGUCCACCAUCCCCUCCUUUUAGGUAAAAGCCACGCGAACCAAUGGGAAAGGGAGGAGACACCUGUGUACUUUGCAGCCAAUCAGCACUCUGCGAUUUGAAAGCCAUGCACCGGCCACAAACUCCACAAUGAGUUUUCUGCUUCCUCAAGUAACACGUGACUUCCGUUUGUGACCUGCUCAUGCACGAAAACAAUGCAUUUAAAUGCCUGUUCUUUAGCAUUUCUUUCGAAUGUUAGUUUUUUGUUUUAAUACAUUUCAUAUUAUCUAGAGGCCUGUCGCAGCAUAGUGUCAUGAAAAUGCAACAUUUGUUGCUGUGUGAACAUAUGUCUGGUCCUUUGAAACAGAGCUUUGAUGCAGUAUUGUAUUAUUAAUAGAAUAAACCAAUGCAUUGUAUUAAUACAACACACAGCAUUAGGAAAGAGGAUCCAGGAUGAGAGAGCAAAAGAUUGUGCUUGUGCUUGUGGAGCAGGUUAAAUAUGGCAGGUGUCUGAGGGGUUUUGAUUUAUAAUCAGUUGGGCGUCUCUGUUGGAGACAUUUCAGAGGUCCCCAAGCGGAAAGGCAGACUGGCUAAUACAUACAGCAGAGUCUUAAAGCAUCUUAGAAAUCCUCCAGGCAAAAAAGGGAGAAACUAAAAGGCCAAACAGACACGAAAGGUUAUGUUUAAAUUCUUCAACUGUUUAUCUUUCCAGUUUCUCAGAUUUAAGAAACUAAUUGAAUCCAAGCAGUAUUGCAAUGAUGUUAAGCCUCCUAUAAAAUGUAAUCUUCCCUUCUCCAUUUCAUGCCCUUCUCUCCUAUUAUCGCCUGCUUCUUUUCAGACUCUCCUCUUCCCAUCAUCCCUCUCUCAUUGCUGUAAUUUAAGCUCUUUAUACAUUGCAACAGGCCUAUGUUGUUUGCAGUUUUGUGUGCAUUGUCACAUGUAAUUGUGAGUAGGGUUGGGUAUCGUUUGAAUUUUAUCGAUUUCGAUUCCAAUUCUGCUUAUUGAUUCCAAUUCUUAUCAAGACCCAGUUUCGAUUCCAAAGUUGAAAACAUUUAGAAAACAACGUGUAUGGUCAUUUAGCCUGCUUAUUGACUGGUUUAUCAAAAUGAGCACCAUUUGUGUAUAUAUACACAGCAACCAUGUUUUGUCUGAUUUAUUACAAUUUGUAUUACCAUAGCAUAAUUACAUCAUGGUUAAACUGGAGUUUAUAUAAUGAAACUAUGGUAAAUGUGUGGUUCCUGUGCUUUAUCACAAGUUAACACAUGUACAUUUCUGAAAAUAUGCACACAGGAAUUGAUAAGACAAAUUAAAAUUUUAAUUUCAAGUAUCUGAUUCCUAUUCUUUUCAGAUCUGAUCCGAUUCCUAGCCUUUCGAUUCCGAUUCCCAAUCAGUUUUGCGAUUCCCAACCCUAAUUGUGAGUGCAUAGGAACGAGUGUACCAGGACAGUAUUCCAGAAUAUAGCCCAAGAUCAAGAGGACAAUGUACUUCACCAAACCACAUUUAUUUCAAACUUAAAGGGAUAGUUCACCCAGAAAUGAAAAUUAUUUUAUCAUUUAUUCACUGUCAUGUCAUUCCAAACCUGUAUGACUUUCUUCUUACAGCGAAGAUAUUUUAAAUAACGUUGGUAACCAAACGGCAUUGCCCCCCAUUAACUUCCACUGUAUGCACACAAAACCAUUAAAGGAGCAAUGUGGGAUUUUUAGGAGGAUCUAUCGACAGAAAUGCAAUAUAAUAUACAAAACUAUUUCUUCAGAGGUGUAUAAAGACCUUAAGUAAUGAACCGUCAUGUUUGUAUUACCUUAGAAGAAGCUAUUUUUAUCUAUCUACAUACAGAGCGGGCCUACAUACAUUGAAUUCGCCAUGUUGCGCCGCCAUGUUUUGUACAGUAGCCAUAAACGGACAAACAGCUCUACAAAGCGCGUUUCCUCUCCCUCUACCCUGCAGUACGUAGUCUGGGGGGGGGGUUGACCGUCUACUAACUUACUCCUAACUGCUAUCUCGCUGUCAGAACAAACGCCUUUAACGUUGCUAUUUACUGUUAGCUAGCUCUACCCUCAAACUGUGCUGUGGAAUGCAAGCAUGAAAUGCUUAGCUUUAUCGUAGCUUAGAUCACGCAAAUAAUAAUGCAAAUUAGUCAAAUAAGCAAAGACGACACAAGUAUACAAGCAGCACACUGGUUCCAGAUAAUCAUUGACGCUAAUAUUACAACAACAAAAAUAACAUAUCUUGGUUCUAACAAACAGAAAAACCAAUGUUACUCACAUACUGAUCCGAAUCAAAGCAACCCUCCUCGGGGGUGAUUUUUAGACAAUCUUUCUUUCCAACAUCUCUCUGCUGGAAAGUAUCUCCAUGGAUAUCUGAGUAUCUCUGCUAAAAGCCUUAGUAACGUUACCGCCGGUGUUCUGCCAAUUUAUGCUACCCAUAAAUUUGUGCUACCCUCGUGUUGUGAUUGGGUUGGGGGAGGGGUUAUUUAGGUGUAAGGGUUGGGUUGGGGGAGGGGUUAGUCCUGUUUUGUAUGGAGGUAGCAAAAUUUGAUAGGGUUGCAUAAAUUGGCAGAACACCGGCCCUAACGCGUCUCUGCAGGAGUCAUUUAUAAUCUUUAGUCUUUAUAAUAUUAACGCAGGUCCUAGCUCCUGCCUGACUUUUAUACUUCUUUUUAUACUUAAAAUCCACAGACCCUUUAUUUAAUGUAAUAAAUAAGACAUCGCUCUUUCUACAGUCUUUCUAAUGCCCGCAUGAUCUCUUCCCUGCGUCAACAUGAGAAAACACGCGAUGUCUCAGCCGACGACAUCUUUUUGUACUGUGGUGGCACCGUCGUGUUUCGAAAGGUAAGGGUGAGCAGACGUGAGCGGAAUGGUUGCAAUUCUCAAACCCACCACUAGUGGCCGCUAUAAAUCCCACUCUAGACCUUUAAGACUCAAAAUAUCUUCUUUUCUGUUCUGCAGAAAAAACCUUCAAGUGAUACAGGUUUUAAACUACAUGGGAGUGAAUGACAGAAUUUGUAUUUCUUUCUGUAUAUCUCCUAAAUCUUUCACACUUUCUAUUCACUGUUUUGUUCUGCCACUUCUUCUGAGCCUCUACUGCAUAUAAAAAAACUGUACAUGAAAGAAAUGACUUUCUAUUUUUAAACACAGAUUUUGUCGAUCACUUAUGUCAUUCUUUUGGAAUUAUAAAACGUAGGUAAAACAUUUAGUCAUUUAGCUGCUGAUAUCUCAUGAGUCAUGAUUACAAAGUGAAGCAAUAAAAUUGUCAUCAACAUCAGCUAAUUGGACCUACACAUCCUUUCAGUUUGCAUCCCUUCACCACUUUUUGGCCGUAAAGAUUUCCGAAUGGAUUUCUCCAUCAUACUCAUAUACAGUAGUUCAUUAAGGGAGCCAUUUCCAAAAUAAUCUUUCAGAGAGCAGAUUAUACGAACACGUUCACACGGAUUAAAAUGAUUUUCUGAACCACAUUUCCUGAGCGAUACAAAUGACCUCGCUUAUUCACUGCCUGUGCUUUGUUACGUACACCAUGAGUUUUGUGCAUGCAGUCAUCAUGCUGCUGUCGCUCUGUUAAUCUUCUCAUGCCUUCUCUCACCAGCACUGAUCAGCAGAAAGCCCUAUUACAAACCACAGAACUGCAUAGUGCCAGUGCUUUCUUACAUUAAUGUAUCCUAAUCAUUAGCUUUUUAAGACAUAACAGAGUGCGAGUCAUGCUGAACGCGUAUUACUUGGGCUCCAAAUGACUAACUGUGCCCUUGCGUUCACUCACUGACAUUAGCAACACAAGGCUAGAUUCACCAAACAGGGUCUCUUCAUCCUGUCUGUGUCUGUGUGUGUGUGUGUGUGUGUGUGUGUGUGUGUGUGUGUGUGUGUGUGUGUGUGAGAGAGAGAGAGAGAGAGAGAGAGAGAGAGAGAGAGAGGAAGCAUUUUAUAUCCGAUACUGAAGUCUCUUUUAAUUAAUCAGAGAAAAAUGACAUGGAGGAAGUAUGUUAUGCAACGCCACGAUUCAUUAUUGCAAUAAUACAGAACUGUGACAUCACAUUGAUUCUGUGUCAAAACACUGAAACCCUGAUAGCACACGUACAUCUGGCAGACAUCUAUUUGAUGUCUGCAUUUUCAUCUGGAAGACAUCUGGCAGAUGCUGUUUGCUCAUCUGCCCUACAUCUCCGAGACGUCUGCUGUCAGAUGUCAUAUAGACCUCUAGAAGAUGUCUGUAAGACGUGUAUGAUUUAGAAUGGCUGUACAACAGCUCUUUCUAAGAUGUUUAGCAGAUGUUUUUAAACAGCAGAUGUUUUCCAGAUCUCCAGAUCUUUAGCAGACAUCUUACAGAUGUACCUGUGCUAUCUGGUACCCGUCUCUGACCCUCACUUCCCUCCCUUGGCUGACCUAACAUCCCAUAUAUUCUGUCAAAUAAAGAUUAGACAUUUAUUAUACCAUCUCUUUGUGGUUGAUAAUUCUUGGUCUUUGCAAAAGCACAACAACACUAAAUAUUUGUGUAUCUCAUAGACAAAAUGCAAAGUUUCAGUUAUUUUUAUCCUUAAAGGGAUAGUUCACCCAAAAAGGAAAAUUCUGUCAUGAGUACUCACUCUCUAGUUGUUCCAAACCUGUAUAAAUGUCUUUUUUUCCUGAUGAACAUAAUAUAACAAACAGCCACCAUUGAUUACAGUAGGAAAAUUACAAUGACAGUCAAAAGUGCCCAAGAACUGUCUGCUGUCUUACAAUCGUCAAAAUAUCUUAUUUUGUGUUCAACAGAACAAAAAAAUAUAAAGUCAAUAGAGUCCAAGAACUGUUUGGUUAUAAGCAAUCUUCCAAAUAUCUUUCUCGGUGUUCAUCACAACAAAUGCAGAUUUGGAACAACUCGGUGAGUAAAUGAUGACAGAAUUUUUAUUUUGGGGUGAACUAUCCCUUUAAAUGAAACAAAAUGGCAGUAACACUUCACCGUUGGCUUGUGCUGUUCCUCUGCCCAGAGAUUUGUUUACCAGUCUAUAAAUUCACAUUCAUUGGCAUUGCC
Molecule: messenger RNA, 7089 nt
Organism: Triplophysa rosa
Lineage: Eukaryota; Metazoa; Chordata; Actinopteri; Cypriniformes; Nemacheilidae
Gene: chrnb2
Product: cholinergic receptor, nicotinic, beta 2
Exons: 6
Coding region: 285-1913 (542 amino acids)
Biological process (GO): nervous system process; signal transduction; chemical synaptic transmission
Cellular component (GO): postsynaptic membrane; neuron projection; synapse
Molecular function (GO): acetylcholine-gated monoatomic cation-selective channel activity; transmembrane signaling receptor activity
Source: RefSeq, a predicted model, not a curated record